This is a messenger RNA of Sitodiplosis mosellana (orange wheat blossom midge), 1178 nucleotides long. RefSeq names its product G patch domain-containing protein 11. Bases 110 to 1081 code for a protein of 323 amino acids. Gene Ontology annotation, molecular function: nucleic acid binding. The record is from RefSeq and is a predicted model, not a curated record. The transcript is spliced from 4 exons. Lineage: Eukaryota; Metazoa; Arthropoda; Insecta; Diptera; Cecidomyiidae. Gene Ontology annotation, cellular component: kinetochore.
AUGCGAUGUAUGUCAAACUAGGUUCAGUUCCACACAUGAAACGUUUGUAAACAUUAAAAUUUGUUUCUUUUUGCGUGUAAUUGAUUUCAAUUGAAGUAAAAAGGGAAAAAUGUCGGGAUCAAGUGAGGAAGAUGACUAUAUGUCCGAUGCAUUUCUGGCCAAAACCAUUGAGACAGAUGUGCGUCCCGGUUUAGUUUGUGAUCACAAAAUAGCACGACGCCUCAAAUUGGAAGAAGAAAAGCAAAAAUUAGAAGAUGAACAAAAAGUCAAACAAAAACCAGUGAGGCAAUUGGAGGCUGAACGUCGAGAGGAAGGUUUGAGUGCUGCUAUUUCAUCGGAUAAUAAAGGAUUUGCCAUGCUCGCAAAAAUGGGAUACAAGCAAGGUGAUGCAAUUGGUCGUUCGUCUAGUGGAAUUGUAGAACCGAUUUCCAUUCAAGUGAAGAGUAACCGCGCCGGUUUGGGCCGAGAGACAGCUAUAAAACAGUUGGAAGAGUACAAAGAAAGGUUACGCAAGGCAAAAAGUGAGCAAAAUACCGAAACAAGUACUACAUCAUUACACGAAUUCAGACAACGUAUGGCGCAAAAGAAUGUCGGGAAACAGUUGGAAGCAGACCUAUGUAAAUGCCAGCGAGCAUGCGAAAAACUGGAUCUGGAUGCUUCAAUUGAAACACCAAUUAUGGCAUUUUUCUGGCCUGUUCGCAAAACGGGUGAACUCACUGAAACACAAGAGGAUCCAUAUGAUGAAAAUGUACCGCAAAAACCGAAAAAACCACGAAAAGAGUCAACGAGUAGUGAGGACAGUGAAAAACCAAGUACGAAACAUUUCGGUUUUAUGCCCGGCAGUAGCAGUGAGUCAAGCAGCUCUGAAUCCGAAGAAGAGGAACCAACUCGGAAAAUUGAAGAAAUACCUGCUGAAUCGAUUAAUGAUGAAGAAGACGAAUAUGAGACGUCGGAAAAGGUUGAAAUGUUGACGACUUACCUUCGAACCACAUACACCUAUUGUCAUUGGUGCGGCACACAUUACCAAGAUGUGGAUGAUAUGGACUCAAAUUGCCCGGGUACAACAAAAGAUGAGCAUUAAAACCAAAAAACAAUGUCUAAUGACGUUCAAAAAGUCAAUGUGAUGUAAUAAAAAUGCAACAAAUUUCAUUUUAAAUAUAUCGCGUUUAAUUACUACA